Molecule: messenger RNA, 1755 nt
Organism: Fusarium odoratissimum NRRL 54006
Lineage: Eukaryota; Fungi; Ascomycota; Sordariomycetes; Hypocreales; Nectriaceae
Product: phosphoserine aminotransferase
Exons: 3
Coding region: 279-1556 (425 amino acids)
Biological process (GO): L-serine biosynthetic process
Cellular component (GO): cytoplasm
Molecular function (GO): O-phospho-L-serine:2-oxoglutarate transaminase activity; pyridoxal phosphate binding
Source: RefSeq, a predicted model, not a curated record
CACAGCCAUCACGGUUCACCAAUCUGUUGAAUUAUCGAGGAUUUGAACAAGAUCUGUCCAUUCUUGACUGCUAUACACAUACCCCUCAUUUCUUCAAAUUUGCUCUUGUCAUACCAAACUCACCUUCCCAGAGUCAUACGUUGAAUAUCGGAUCCCUCUUGUGGGCAUUUCUAUUGGAUGACUCACUGUGACUUACAGUAAAUACCCGCGACUUUUAGACAACUCCAGUUUUUAUCCUCUCGCAUAUUCACACACUCUUCUCUCAACACAACAACAUCAUGCCUUCCAGAUCUGAGAUCACAUAUUUCGGCGCAGGCCCUGCCUUGCUGCCCACAGACGUCCUUGAGAAGGCUGCCCAGGCCCUCAUUGACUAUGAGCAUACCGGAUUGGGUAUUGCUGAGCACAGCCAUCGUUCAGAGCUGGCUACAAACAUCAUCAACGAGGCUAAGGCUGAUCUUGCCUCUUACAUUGACAUUCCCGAGGACUAUGAGGUUCUUUUCAUGCAGGGUGGUGGAAGUGGAGAGUUCUCCGCUACCAUGUACAACCUUGUCGGUGCAUGGGUGACAAAGAAGAAGGCCCAGAUUGUUGCCAACCUCAAGGCUCCGGAGGACGACCCUCGUGUGGAGCAGGAGCUCAGAAAUGCAGUCGAGAAGGAGCUCAAGACGGACUACAUUGUUACUGGUGGCUGGUCUCAGAAGGCUUCUGAAGAAGCCAAACGACUGCUUGGUCCUGAGCAUGUCAACAUUGUCGCUGACGCCCGCCAGAUUAACGAUGGCAAGUAUGGCAAGAUUCCUGAGGAGAGCACCUGGAACCUCUCCAAGGAAGCUGCUUUGGUGUAUUAUUGCGAUAACGAGACCGUCGAUGGUGUAGAAUUUCCUGCUUUCCCUCAGUCCCUGACCCCUGGACCUGACGGCGAGGGCCCUAUUGUUGUGGCCGAUAUGUCCUCCAACAUCCUGUCGAGGAGAAUCCCUGUCCGAAACUUCUCAGUCAUCUUCUUCGGCGCCCAGAAGAACCUCGGCUGCACUGGUAUCACCGUUGUGAUUAUCAAGAAGAGCCUUCUUCCUCCCAAGACACCUCAACCUCCUCCCGCACUUCUUCGACGACUUGGACUUCCUAUCCCUCCUAUCAUCUUCUCUUACGAGACUAUCGCCAAGAACAACAGUCUCUACAACACCCUUAGCAUCUUCGAUGUCUAUAUCGCUGGCCAAGUUCUCAAGAAGUCACUCAGCACCUAUAACAAGGUUGAGGGACAGGAGGCCGUGUCCGCCAAGAAGGCCGAGCUUAUCUAUGGUGCUCUUGACGCCCACCCCGAUGUGUACAGAGUUGUCCCUGACAAGUCUGUUCGUUCAAGGAUGAACAUCUGCUUCCGCGUUACCAAGAAUGGCGACACUGAUGGCACAGAGAAGGCUUUCCUUAAGGAGGCCACUGCACAGGGUCUCACCGGCCUCAAGGGUCAUCGAAGCGUGGGUGGUAUUCGUGCCAGCAGCUACAAUUCCAUUUCCUUGGAGGGCGCCGAAAAGCUUGCCAAGUUCAUUGAGACGUUUGCUACCUCUUAGAAAAAAAAAUUCAAUCAUGAAAAGUUUGAGCUGGAUGGUUUGAGGAUUUUAUGGAAUUGAUCAGAUGCGUGUACGACAUCAAGGAUAAAAGUCAACCUAGAUGGAUGUUGAAUUCAACAUGCUCCAUGAGGAUAAAGAAUAAGAACCAAAUAAAUGAAGCGUAAUAAAAGGAGCUAUGCUUAAACAACUUGUACUGGUG